UUCAGGUUUUCAGGGCGAAUUCCUGUUCUAUGAAUAAUCAAGCAGAAACACUAUUGUCAAGUAAACGUGAGCUGAAAUGUCUGGAGAAGGAAGUUGGAUCGAAACUGCGAGUUUUUUCAGAUUUUCCAAGACCGGGGAUUAAAUUUAUAGAUGUGAUGCUAUUGAUGCGCCAUCCACUAUUACUUGAAGAAUUAUGUGCAGCAAUAGCUGAGCAUGCUCGUGCUGAAAUACCUGUCAAAAUAGAUGCUGUUGCUGGCUUGGAAGCUCGUGGUUUCUUAUUUGGUCCCCAAAUUGCCAUGAUAUUGAAGGUGCCCUUUGUUCCGAUUAGAAAAAAAGGCAAACUACCAGGGAAAACACACAAAGAAAUCUAUCAGAAAGAAUAUGGCGAAGAUGUAAUCGAGAUACAAGAAGAUGCAAUCAGUCAGGGUUCAAAAAUAUUAUUAGUGGACGAUGUUUUAGCAACGGGUGGUAGUUUAAAAGCAGCUAUAUCACUGGUUGAAAAAGCUGGUGGCGACGUAGCUGAAGCGUUCACAUUAAUCGAGCUUGCUUACCUAGAACCACGGAAACAUCUGCCAGAACAUGUCUCUAUUUAUUCUUUCAUCACUUUGACUGAGUGAGAGUCACUAACAGAUUGUUCGCGUGACUAAUUUGUCAACAAUUUGUAGAUUUAAUUUAGAUCGGCGAAUUUUUGCCUGAUGUUAUUAUUGUAUCCUGUUCACAUAGAUGCGUAAGAUUCUUGUUCACUUUGAAAUAAAUAUUAUUGUAAUAUUGUCCUAAACAUUGUGUUUAAAGAAAAG
Messenger RNA from Loa loa (African eye worm), 797 nucleotides. Its product is annotated as adenine phosphoribosyltransferase. Bases 30 to 617 code for a protein of 195 amino acids. Lineage: Eukaryota; Metazoa; Nematoda; Chromadorea; Rhabditida; Onchocercidae. Gene Ontology annotation, biological process: adenine salvage; AMP salvage. Gene Ontology annotation, molecular function: AMP binding; adenine binding; adenine phosphoribosyltransferase activity. The transcript is spliced from 4 exons. The record is from RefSeq and is a predicted model, not a curated record. Gene Ontology annotation, cellular component: cytoplasm.